AGCGCCGAGGUGGGCAAGUUCAACAUCUCCCCGGACGAGGACAGCAGCAGCUACAGCUCCAACAGCAACGACUUCAGCUACCCCUACCCCACCAAGCCCGCUGCCAUGAAGAGCCACUAUGCGGAUAUUGAUCCAGAAAAUCAAAAUUUCCUGCUCGACUCCAAUCUUGGAAAGAAGAAAUAUGAAACUCAGUAUCAUCCGGGUACUACUUCCUUUGGAAUGUCAGUAUUUAAUUUGAGCAAUGCUAUUGUGGGUAGUGGCAUCCUUGGUCUUUCUUAUGCCAUGGCUAACACUGGAAUUGCUCUUUUUGUGAUACUUCUGCUGUUUGUCUCAAUAUUUUCUUUAUAUUCAGUGCAUCUCCUUUUGAAGACUGCCAAUGAAGGAGGAUCUUUAUUGUAUGAACAGUUGGGAAUGAAGGCAUUUGGUAUGGCUGGAAAACUUGCUGCUUCUGGAUCAAUUACAAUGCAGAACAUUGGAGCUAUGUCAAGCUACCUCUUCAUAGUGAAAUAUGAGUUACCAUUGGUCAUCAAGACAUUUAUGAACAUCGAAGAGACCACAGGAGAAUGGUAUCUUAAUGGUGACUAUUUAGUGCUGCUGGUGUCUGUCAUCCUCAUUCUUCCUCUGUCCUUACUGAAAAAUUUAGGAUAUUUGGGCUAUACCAGUGGCUUUUCCUUACUUUGCAUGGUCUUCUUUCUGAUUGUUGUAAUUUGGAAGAUGUUUCAGAUUCCUUGUCCUAUGGACACUGAUAUCAUGAACAUGACAUUAGUAAAUGUGACACUGGCACCUUUGAUGGAUCAAAACAUAACAAGUGAUGAUAUGUGCAAGCCAAAAUAUUUCAUCUUCAAUUCACAGACGGUCUAUGCUGUCCCAAUCCUAACAUUUUCUUUUGUGUGCCAUCCUGCAAUUCUUCCCAUCUAUGAAGAACUGAAAAGCCGAAGCCGUAAAAGGAUGAUGAAUGUGUCCUAUGUAUCUUUUUUUGCCAUGUUCCUCAUGUAUUUAUUGGCUGCUCUCUUUGGAUACCUGACAUUUUAUGGAAAAGUUGAACCAGAACUGCUUCAUACCUACUCUGCUUAUCUGGGUGCUGAUGUUCUUCUUCUGAUUGUGCGUCUCGCUGUACUUAUGGCUGUAACCCUUACUGUACCUGUAGUUAUUUUCCCAAUUCGCAGUUCCAUUACCCAGCUGUUGUGGGCAGGGAAGGAGUUUAGAUGGUGGCGUCACUGUUCCAUUACAGUUGCUCUUCUGGCGUUUACCAACAUGCUUGUUAUCUUUGUCCCUACAAUCCGAGACAUCUUUGGAUUCAUUGGUGCAUCUGCGGCUGCCAUGCUGAUCUUUAUACUCCCUUCUGCCUUCUAUAUCAAAUUAGUGAAGAAGGAACCGAUGAAGUCAGUGCAAAAGAUUGGGGCUGCAUUCUUCUUUCUAAGUGGUAUACUUGUGAUGACUGGGUGUAUGACACUGAUUAUUCUAGACUGGACCCAGAAUGUUGCAUCUGACGGCCAUUAACUGUCCUGGUUUAAUCUCUUAAUACUCCACUUCAAAUGCCAGUGUUCACUCAGAUACCUACUGAGAACGAAAAUGAGCUAUUCAGCUUCCUUUAAAAUGCAGAUUCUUUGUUGAUGGUUCUUCUGAUUGUAGAAUACCUGAACUCUUGUCUUUAAGAAACUAUUCUGCAUGAUGGAAGUGGAUACUAACAUCAAACCAACGUGAGUGUCUGGCUGAAGGAAGUGACAAGUUUAUUCCAUUCCAGAGAAUGGACAGAACCCUCUGUAGACUUUUAUCAAGCCAUGUUUGGCUUUCGUCAUUGUUACUUGGAUAUUUUGUUAUUUUACUUGAAUGUGCCUAAUGGAACCA
Molecule: messenger RNA, 1848 nt
Organism: Nestor notabilis (Kea)
Lineage: Eukaryota; Metazoa; Chordata; Aves; Psittaciformes; Psittacidae
Gene: SLC38A2
Product: solute carrier family 38, member 2
Exons: 15
Biological process (GO): L-glutamine transport; amino acid transmembrane transport
Molecular function (GO): L-glutamine transmembrane transporter activity
Source: RefSeq, a predicted model, not a curated record